This is a messenger RNA of Plodia interpunctella (Indianmeal moth), 5673 nucleotides long. It is a transcript of the gene Syt7, whose product is annotated as Synaptotagmin 7. Lineage: Eukaryota; Metazoa; Arthropoda; Insecta; Lepidoptera; Pyralidae. Gene Ontology annotation, cellular component: plasma membrane; exocytic vesicle. The record is from RefSeq and is a predicted model, not a curated record. The transcript has 10 exons. Gene Ontology annotation, molecular function: phosphatidylserine binding; calcium-dependent phospholipid binding; SNARE binding. The coding region runs from base 505 to 1674 and encodes 389 amino acids. Gene Ontology annotation, biological process: regulation of calcium ion-dependent exocytosis; cellular response to calcium ion; regulation of dopamine secretion.
AGUACAAUUUUACUAGCGGGCAUGCGCUAUCCCGCUUACGAGCCAGUCCGACAACACCGGCUGGAUGUCUUUAACGCAUCCCGGCGCCUGUUUUCCGCGAAAAAAAUAAAAUAUUCCGAAUUCAAAUUUUGAAAUCCGAUACGCAAUAUUCUAAUUUGAAGAAAAUAUUUUACGUUCUUCAUUUGAAAAUUUUAAGGUUCGAUACAGAAUUGUUGUAACUCAACAAGUGUAAUUUUUUGAUAACAUGUUUAUUAUUAUUUUUUUAAUUUUAGAAUAUCAAAUAAGAGAACGUAAGAUUUAAAAAGUGUCAAAUUUGCGGUUACGACUUUUUACCCCAAGUACUGAACCGGUACUGAAUUUUAAAAGUGACAUUUUGAUUGUGUUACUUUAUAUUUCGAAUAGUGAAGUGAAAUUAAAACUUAACAAACUAACUGGCCAGUGUUUUCGGUGGAUUGUAAAGUUUUUUUUUUUGUUUUACAAACAUGUGCGAAAUGUAAGGUCUAGAUGUCCGACGGACCAUCUCGCCUGCCCCUGAUCAAUCCAAAAUGCAAGCCCCACGAAAUGUGGGCCGCCAUGACACGCUCUAUUGAGAUACUCGUCGCUUUUUUCGAGUACUAUGCACAGAGAGCACAGCUUGAGACCACCUCUACCAGCUCCCCGCAAGCGAAGUCGCCGGCCGGGAGCAGCGCAGGCGCAGCGGGCGCAUCGACCGCCGCCGGCGACCGCACCCCGACCGCCACCAACAAGCAGCUGCAAAAUGUCAAGGGGCAGGAGCACCCGCCGCAUCCUUCCAUGGCGUUUCUUCAGAACCGCUCCAUAUCGCUGGUGGACAUGUACAUCGACAACUCUGAGCCUUCGGAGAACGUCGGACAGAUCCACUUCAGCCUGGAGUACGAUUUCCAGAACACCACUCUGAUAUUGAGGAUCAUUCAGGGUAAGGAGCUCCCAGCUAAGGAUCUAAGCGGCACAUCCGACCCGUACGUAAGGGUGACCCUCCUCCCGGACAAGAAGCAUCGUCUAGAGACUAAGAUCAAGAGACGGACUCUCAAUCCUCGCUGGAACGAGACCUUCUACUUCGAGGGGUUCCCGAUACAGAAGCUGCAAAGCCGGGUUCUACAUCUACACGUUUUCGACUACGAUCGCUUCUCAAGGGAUGACUCUAUUGGGGAGGUGUUCCUGCCCUUAUGUCAAGUGGACCUGAGCGAAAAGCCAUCCUUUUGGAAGGCGCUGAAGCCUCCAGCCAAGGACAAAUGCGGGGAGCUGCUGACCUCACUGUGUUACCACCCCAGCAACAGCGUGCUGACCUUGACCCUGCUCAAAGCCAGGAACCUGAAGGCCAAGGAUAUCAACGGAAAGUCAGAUCCAUACGUGAAGGUCUGGCUACAGUUCGGAGACAAGCGUAUCGAGAAGCGCAAGACUGCCAUCUUCAAGUGCACCCUGAACCCUGUCUUCAACGACUCCUUCUCCUUCAACGUGCCGUGGGAGAAGAUCAGAGAGUGUUCUCUCGACGUCCAGGUCAUGGACUUCGACAACAUCGGGAGGAAUGAACUGAUUGGGCGGAUAUUAUUGGCUGGCAAAAAUGGCUCCGGCGCAACCGAGACGAAACACUGGCAGGAUAUGAUCACAAAGCCGAGGCAGACAAUAGUGCAAUGGCAUCGUCUGAAGCCAGAGUAAAUUGUUAAUUAAAAAGUAAAGGAAAAUAACAAAAAAAAAAGUUAAUACAAAACGUCAUAAGACUGAGCGGUACAUGGAGUAACGGAUCCACCUCUCUAUCUGUCUUCUGGACUUUGAAAAUGCACGGAUGUUUCAUGUGUUUUUCGUUUUUUUUUUUCUUUCAAAAGACGCGCGAGGUUUGUCUGCGUGAAAUGGCGAUCAAUAGGAUUCUUUUCUCAAAAUAAACUUGUCCUAUUGGUACAGAUUUUUCGCUCGCAUUUGACCGAACCUCGUUCUCUAUUUGAAAAUUUCGGUAGUUUUUUAAUUUUUUUAAUUGUUCGAAAUCGUGUUUCAAAAAUAGAAUAUAAUUGAAAAUAUUCUAAAUUUAUGUUGAAAUUUAAAUUGUUACAGAAACAAAAUAUAUAUUUCUGUUAAUUUGAAAUGUUAUGUAUAUUUUUGACGCUUUUAGUGAUUUUAUUACUUUACCUGCACGGACAUUUCAUAACUUUUCAAUAUCUGACAACUGUAAAACUUCUGAUACUUCGAAACUAAGACAAUUUCCCAACUUCACUUUCAAAAAAUAGAUCUGUUUUCAAACGCGAUGGAAGAUUUUUGAUUGUUAUUAUUUUAUUAUUGAAAUAAACACAUAUUGUAUAUGUGUUUAUAACAUGUAAUUAUUGUAUUUUUUAUCAUAAAUUCAAUUAAUUUACACUUAAUUAUAUUAUUAUUUAAAUACUAAUAUGAUCUUCGAAAAUGUUUGAAAACACGAUCAUUGUUCAAAAAUUAUUGACGUUUUAUUCGUAAAGUUGAACAAUCAAUGUUAAGGUUUUUAAUAAAUUGUUAGAAAAUUAUAAUACAAUUGUUAAACUGUAGUGAAUACGUGAAAAUGUCGAGUUCAUAUCGCACAAAGAGUGUAGAUGUUUUAAUUAAAUUAUUUUAAAUAAAUAACAAAACAAUUCUGCUCAAGAAAUCUUAAACCUUAUUUUCGUGUUGUUGAGCAUUUCAGUCGAUUUUGAUCGAGUCAAGAAGUUUUUUUUUUAUCUGUCGUAUUCAUAUAAGGAAACAAGUAUUUCUUCUAUCUAUGGAAACAAUAAAUCAAAAAUGUAAACUGCCAAAUUGUUAUUUAUGAACAAUACAAAUAACGGGAUAUUUCGAAACAAAUGUGUCAAAUACAUUUUGUCAUUUGAAUAUUAUAAAGGUUAAUACUAUGGGCGUCUGCAUCGUGUUUGUCACUUUAUUAUCCAAAAAAAUAUAAUAAAAAAAACUUUGAGGGUUACCAGAAAAGUCGUGUGCAAGGGCAAAGUUAUAUAAUAACAAAAAAAAAUCUGACGUUCCGUCAACAUAUUUUUUUCGCCCGCCAUUUUCAACCACGUGACCCACGCGAUGUGGACGACCUAUCGGAGGACAUUCUAAAUUAAUUGUUAAACGUUAAGGGAAUUUAGAAAACGGCAUGAGUUAUAUACGGUUGGUCAAUUUUAGGCGCGAAAUAAUAAAUACGAAAUUAAGCUGAAUGUCACGAAAACAUUUAAUUGUUCGUAUGUUAAAUUCACAAAUUUGUAUAUUUUGUGAUAUAUAUUGUAUCUAUGGCUUUAUAAAUAUAUAAUUAUUUGUAGUUUAUAAUUACAUAGGGAACGUAAUAUAUGCAUUUUUAUAUUUUCCAUUUAAAUUAAAAAUUGAUAUACUCGUACAUAUGCGAAUGCAAAAUUGUUUGCAACAUUUUUAAUUCUUAAAUUAUAAAUUUUAUCAAUUUUAAACAAUAUAUAUAAAGUCGUAGAUAUAGUAAUGAUUGAAUUGUGCUAUACAUUUGGUUUUAUACAUACCUAUAUGUAUUUUAAACAUAGUUAUUACGAUCGAAAUGCUUGUUGUUACGUACCAAGCUUACAUUCCGUAGAAGUAUUGAUGUUAUAUGAAAAGAGUAUAUAAAAUGAUCAGAAUCAAUAUUGUACACAUUUGUAAAAGGUUUUAUAGCGAGAAGUAGCGUAUUUUAUAUAGAUGUACCUACCUAAUUAUCGUAAUGUUUGUAUUAAAAUUCGGCACUUCGAAAGAUAUAUAAGAAAAUUAUACUGUACAUUAUUUAUCGAUGCAUAAAUAUAUUUAAAAGAUUUUGAAUAUUCAUAUUUAGUUCAAAAUUAAGCGGUUGUAAUUUUUUGGAUAGGUAAAAAAUAUGUCUGUUCGAUAAAUAAGAGUUACUAUAAUAAAAAACACAGAAGGAAAUUAAUAUCAAAUGAAAGUGAACAAUAUUAGCUAUUUAUAUUUAUUAUCUGUGAAUUGUAGCCAUUUACGAUAUUUCGUGAUGCUUAUGUAUUGGCAUUUUUUAAAUCAUUUCUGAUAUGCAAAUAAAACAAAAUAUGCAAAUAAAAAAAUGGAACACUAGUAUUUUCUUUUCUAAAAAAACUUCUUUUCUAAAUUUAUUCUAGAUCCUGGCAUCGAAUCAAAUUUUUUUUUUUACAUGUAAAAAUCCAAUAUCAUCAUUUUUAAUGCCGAAAACAACAUUUUUUUUUUUUUGGAAGAUUGAAAGAUAAACUUGAUGACCCGAUAAAUAUCUAGUUGUAUGAUGCCAAUUAUAACAAAUACAUAAUAUGUAUAAGCAAUCGAAGUGCCCUAUUUUCGAAAUACUUACAUACGUAGCUUGUUGUGUAGAUGUUAGGCAGUUAAAAGUUCAUGUUAGCUGCAGAUUUGUUAACGUAACGGUUUUAAUGUUAAAAUCAGUUUCUUUUUGAAUUUCGAAACAUUACAGAGCUUCAGAACCCGAUUUUAGGAUUGCCAACAUAAUAAUAUUAAUAUAGCCUGUGGAAUAGUAUAAUGAUAGGUUAAAAUGUAUUCUGAGCCUUGGUUUCAUCAAUACUUAGCGCUGUUGUUUGGAUGUUUAUCUACAAGUAAUAUGUUAUAAGUAUUAUGUUAAAAAUUAUAUCUUUGAAUUAGUAUCCCGUAAUGCAAGUCUCGAAUUUACUUUGGAGUUGACUCUGUGUGACGUGUCCAUCAUCACUUUCAUACAUAACUGGCUUUAUUUUCAACAAAAUUAAUCCUGAAAAAAUAACAGUUAAUUAUGCAUCAUAACAUUUUAUUACCUACGUGCGAAGUGCCAAGUUUGGAAGUCGGCAGUAGACUUAGUUUAAGUAAUUUUUUUGACGUCAAUAAGUGAUGUAUAUCAUACUAAAUUGAAUAAAGAAUUUUGAAUUUGAAUUUGAGUGCAAUAAUUCAGACGCCAUUUUUAAUGAACUACACUAAUAAUUUUAAACGUUAUAAAUAUUAGCCAAUUCACAUUGCAAAUUCUAAACGUCAUUCAAAUAUAUAGAUUCGCGUUUCACGUGCUAAGUACAUUUUGUGUGGAAGAACACCUUGUUAGACAACUGUGUUAUACUAUACCUACAUGUGUUUUAUAAUCCCAUGUCUAAGUUUCGUAAGUAUUGGUGAAACCUGUCCAUAUUUAGAACGGCUGCAAACCUAACUCGGUGUCCUAAGUGAGCGGCAAACGCGACAAUGCGGCGUUAGGAUACAUCAAAUGUCAAAUAUGUAGAUUUUUUUGUGGAAUAUGUUGCCGCCAUCGUAAUCCUCUUUACAUACCUACGCAGCAUCAGUCGGAUCGCAUCGUACAGCGUCAAGUCGCUCAACUAGGACGCCAGUAGUUUGCUCGUAGGCAUUACGCCAAAUGUUUGCUAAAGUAUAUCUCGUAUUGUAGAUAAAUGGCAAAAAUCUAUAUUUUUUACUGUCAUGUUCUAAAGCGCCGACUUCUGUGUGCUUUCCCCUUUAUUUUUGCUAUGCAUUUUAAUUAACUCAAUGCUUAGAAUAGUUUAGAUACAAUUUAUGAUUGUCGCAAUUUAUUGAACAAAAAAUGCAUAUCCUGAUAAAGGUUAUAAUUAAUUAAAUAUUGUAAGUAUUAAAAUGAAAGGUCAGCCAUGAGAGGAACUAUUGUAUAACUGUAUAAAUAAAAUAUAAAAUAUAUUUAAACAUUCAUUGUUGUCAUACAAACUGUAUGUUUGAGAUAUAUUUGUGAAAUCUUACGGAAAUUUUUAACUUCCA